AUGGAGCUCCCCGAUGUGUAUAUGGUUACGGUCUUGCUGGAAAACCGCCCUGUUUUAGUUAGGUUCAAUAGAUGUCAAUUCAACAAUAUCCAUCGAGAUAUAGCGAUUACUGCUCAAAUGAGUCAUCUGAAGAAUGUGCUGAGACUAAUCGGUUGCUGUCUAGAAUUUGAAGAACCAGUUAUGGUGUAUGCAUAUGUUGAAGUUGCUCGUGAUGUUGCUUCUGCUAUCGUUUUCCUACAUACUGAAUUUACUACGCCUAUUAUCCACAGAGAUAUAAAGCCUCACAAUGUAAUAAUAGAUGAGAAUAGCGGCUUUGCCAAAAUAGUAGACUUCUCAUCGUCCAUAUCAUUGCCUCCAGGGAAAUUGGAGAUACAAGAUCGUCUGUGUGGAACAAUCGGAUAUGUAGCACCAGAAUAUAAUCAGCAGGGUAUUAUUACUCAAAAAACUGAUGCCUACAGCUUUGGGAUUCUUCUCUUUCAGCUAUUAACCGGAAAGGAUAUUAUGGACUCGAAAUCCAAUAUUGAAGAGAGUAAUACUAUGGAUACACUGAAUUAUGCAAUUCUGGAAGAGAUAAUAAAUUUUAAAAAUCUUCCAACCAACCUGGUCGAUCACUAUACCAAAGACAGUAAUGUACUGGAUAUAGUGGAUCCUACUAUUUUUGAAGAACUUGGAAUUGAGAUUCAACAACAAUUGAAAGACUACUUGAAUCUUGCUAGGAAAUGCACAGCUAUGAAAGGAGAUGAUACACCAUACAUGAUUCACGUUGCAAGGGAAUUAUGUCGAAUUGAAAAGUGUUUCCAUGCCCUAGCUAUUCGUCAAAAUUAA
This is a messenger RNA of Solanum tuberosum (potato), 825 nucleotides long. Its product is annotated as non-functional pseudokinase ZED1-like. The transcript has 2 exons. The record is from RefSeq and is a predicted model, not a curated record. The coding region runs from base 1 to 825 and encodes 274 amino acids. Gene Ontology annotation, biological process: protein phosphorylation; cell surface receptor signaling pathway. NCBI's taxonomy places the organism in Eukaryota, Viridiplantae, Streptophyta, Magnoliopsida, Solanales, Solanaceae. Gene Ontology annotation, molecular function: protein serine/threonine kinase activity; ATP binding. Gene Ontology annotation, cellular component: plasma membrane.